GGCAUGGUGGCUCACGCCUGUAAUCCAAGCACUUUGGGAAGCAGAGGCGAGAGGAUUGCCUGAGUCCAGGGGUUCGAGACCAGCCUGGGCAACUUGGAUGUGAUGGAGCUGCUUGAAGAAGAUCUCACGUGCCCAAUUUGUUGCAGUCUGUUUGAUGAUCCUCGAGUUUUACCUUGCUCACACAACUUCUGCAAAAAGUGCUUAGAAGGUAUCUUAGAGGGGAAUGUACGGAAUUCGCUAUGGAGACCAUCUCCGUUCAAGUGUCCCACAUGCCGUAAGGAAACUUCAGCUACUGGAGUUAAUAGCUUGCAGGUUAAUUACUCCCUGAAGGGUAUUGUGGAAAAGUAUAAUAAGAUCAAGAUCUCUCCCAAAAUGCCAGUAUGCAAAGGACACUUGGGGCAGCCACUCAAUAUUUUCUGCCUGACGGAUAUGCAGCUGAUUUGUGGGAUCUGUGCUACUCGUGGAGACCACACCAGGCAUGUCUUCUGUUCUAUUGAAGAUGCCUAUGUGCAGGAAAGGGAUGCCUUUGAGUCCCUCUUUCAGAGCUUUGAGACGUGGCGUCGGGGAGAUGCUCUUUCUCGCUUGGACACCUUGGAAACUAGCAAGAGGAAAUCCUUACAGUUACUGACUAAAGAUUCAGAUAAAGUGAAGGAGUUUUUUGAGAAGUUACAACACACACUGGAUCAAAAGAAGAAUGAAAUACUGUCUGACUUUGAGACCAUGAAACUUGCAGUUAUGCAGGCAUAUGACCCAGAGAUCAACAAACUCAACACUAUCUUGCAGGAGCAACGAAUGGCCUUCAACAUUGCUGAGGCUUUCAAAGAUGUGUCAGAACCCAUCAUAUUUCUGCAGCAGAUGCAGGAGUUCAGGGAGAAAAUCAAAGUAAUCAAGGAAACUCCUUUACCUCCCUCUAAUUUGCCCACAAGCCCUUUAAUGAAGAACUUUGAUACCAGUCAGUGGGAGGACAUAAAACUAGUGGAUGUGGAUAAACUUUCUUUGCCUCAAGACACUGGCACAUUCAUUAGCAAGAUUCCCUGGAGCUUUUAUCAGCUAUUUUUGGUAGGCCUUCUGCUAAGCCUUGCCAUUUUCUUUGGUCCUACCAUAUUCCUGGAAUGGUCAUUAUUUGGUAAACUGGCAAUUUGGAAGGACUAUCUUUCAAACUUCAGUUUUUAUCUGACUAAGUCAGCUGAUUUUGUAGAACAAUCUUAUUUUUACUGGGAACAGGUGAAAGAUGGGUUUUUCAUUUUCAGUGAAAGAUUCAAGAAUUUUACAUUGGUGGUGUUGAACAAUGUGGCAGAAUUUGUGUGCAAAUAUAAACUACUAUAAAAUCUGUUU
Molecule: messenger RNA, 1335 nt
Organism: Carlito syrichta (Philippine tarsier)
Lineage: Eukaryota; Metazoa; Chordata; Mammalia; Primates; Tarsiidae
Gene: TRIM13
Product: tripartite motif containing 13
Exons: 2
Coding region: 103-1326 (407 amino acids)
Biological process (GO): positive regulation of canonical NF-kappaB signal transduction; innate immune response; positive regulation of macroautophagy
Molecular function (GO): zinc ion binding
Source: RefSeq, a predicted model, not a curated record